Messenger RNA from Mesorhabditis spiculigera, 624 nucleotides. The record is from the annotation of a GenBank genome assembly. NCBI's taxonomy places the organism in Eukaryota, Metazoa, Nematoda, Chromadorea, Rhabditida, Rhabditidae.
AUGGGCCGGUUUGUUUAUUUGAAGCAGCAAAUGCUUGGGUUGAGAAAAAGUCCGUCGGGUUUCAAAAAGGAGAUCCACGCCGAAGCCGCCUCCCAACUCCCGGCUCCAGCUCCAAACCCGCGGACGAAACCGCACACACGUCGGAAAGCUCGUCAACUCGUGGCCGAUCCUCGGGCGAUUCGAGCAGCAGCCGCUCGUCACAAGCGGAUAAACAAGGAUAUGAGUGCUCUACUUGUCGGCAUACAAGCAGCCCUCGGUCCCGAUCACGACGAAAGACGCCGUUUUAGCUAUGGCCAAGGACAAUUUAUCAAAAUUCUUGAUCCACAGUGGUUCCGAAAUGCACGUGAAAAAAACGAGAUCGACGAGGAGGGCUUUAAACAAAGCCUAACCGGUCAGCCAUGGCACAAUCAUCUGAUCCGUGGCAAUAGUUCUUCCGUGAUUUAUUUCUCCAAUGAUGAAAAAUACAUCAUAAAAACGGCCGAAAAAAUCGAGAUCGGCUUGCUGCGUGCCAUUUUUUCGGAAUUCAAGGAGCAUAUGCAGAAGGCGGACUAUCAUUCGUUCCUGCCGAACUAUCUGGCAGUAUUUACCUCGGUAUCGUUUCAGGAGCCAGAAAAUGGGCAUCCG